AUGACUGAUGGUGGUAUGAAUCUAAUCGAUAGUCGUCUACAAUCUAACUCAGAAGUUGUAUGCAAUGAAGUAAACAAGAAAAGCAGUACAAACAUGGAAUCCGGUGAAGGAUUAGUGAAGCUUAAUAGGUAUACACUUUUACUACAAAAUGAUGAAAAGGAUUCAUUUGAAGGAGGAUCACAAGAGUGCUGCGUUUGCGGUUAUCAUACAUUUUAUGUUUGUCUUCGGUGUAAUUGGGCUGCUUACUGCAGUACAAAAUGUUAUAAUAUGCAUAGACCGAUUCAUCAGUACUACUGCAAUGUUAAAUAUCUUCAUUUUCCUCGUUUAGUUGGCCUACAAAUUAUUCCAAUCAGUAUAGCAGCGGGAAACACUAAAAUUUUAAAAAGUGAUACAAAUGAACUCGAUCUGAUUGGUUUACCAUUUUACUCAAGAAAAACAGAAGACAAAAGUUCAUUUGGUCAAAUUAAAGAGAUAGAUUUAAUUCAAUAUCGUUCUUGUUUAAUUCGUACAAAUUUAGAGAAUAAUAAUUAUCGACCAGCUUGUGCAAUAUGUGGUGAUCCAUGUACAAAUGAAAAAAGUUUUGUCUAUAACAAUGAAUCAGAAAUAUCAAAGAAGGAGAAUGACGAUAUCAGUGACACUGAUGAUGACAGUAUUCAUGAGAACAAACAGGUUGAUGAAGAAAUAAAUUCUGUGAAAUUAAAUUCUUUAUCUGAAUCAAUCAGUAUAAAUUCACAAUAUUUUUUAGGCGAUAAUAAUCUUUCUACUCCAGAGUAUACUCGAAAAGAAAGUUUAGUACGAUUCGGUGGUAUGUUAAUAUGUACAACUUGUGCAAAAAUACAAGCUGAGUCGAAAAUUCUGAAUUUUCGAUAA
Molecule: messenger RNA, 870 nt
Organism: Trichobilharzia szidati
Lineage: Eukaryota; Metazoa; Platyhelminthes; Trematoda; Strigeidida; Schistosomatidae
Source: the annotation of a GenBank genome assembly